Molecule: messenger RNA, 663 nt
Organism: Vicia faba (fava bean)
Lineage: Eukaryota; Viridiplantae; Streptophyta; Magnoliopsida; Fabales; Fabaceae
Source: the annotation of a GenBank genome assembly
AUGUCAGUAAUUUCUCAGCUCUCUUCACAAGGAAUAGCACCAAGAGUGUUCUCACACUGCUUGAAAGGAGAUAGUAACGGUGGCGGCUUAUUGGUUCUUGGUGAGAUUGUGGAGCCAAACAUAAUUUAUAGUCCACUCGUUCCGUCACAGCCUCAUUAUAAUCUAAAUCUGCUGAGCAUCUCUGUCAGUGGCCAAGUUUUGCCGAUUGAUUCUGCUAUUUUUGCUACAUCAAACAAUAGAGGUACCAUUAUUGAUUCUGGAACAACUUUGGCAUACAUUGCAGAAGAGGCUUACAAUCCCUUUAUCAAUGCGAUUAUCGCUGCCAUUCCACAAUCUGUGCGCACUGUUCUUUCCAGAGGAAAUCAGUGUUACUUAGUUACCACCAGCCUUGACAUGUUUCCUCAAGUAAGUCUGAACUUUGCUGGCGCGUCUCUCGUUUUAGGACCACAGGACUACCUUAUAAAGCAGAACUAUAUUGGAGAUGGAUCAGUUUGGUGUAUCGGCUUUCAGAAAAUCCCAGGGCAAGAUGUAACAAUUCUAGGAGGUAAUUGUAUAAUACCAGUUUGGAAACUUUAUUUUCGAUCCUACUUCAACGCUGUUUGUUUCUGUGAUAUACUGAAAAUAUACAUAAAAGAUGUUUUGCAUUUGAUUGAAGUAUGUUAA